AUGGAUAAAGAAAAUGUUCCAAGUAAUGUUGCAAUUACAGGUAAUUCGUCAGAUUCUGAUAUAUCUGACCAAGUGUUACUUGAACUUUCCCGAGGAGAGAUGAACAAACUCGUAAAGGGGAGAAGUGACGGAGACGAUUUAAGGAAGCGACGUACAGCACUGAAGAGAAAACUAUCGAGCAUCAGAACCAGAUCUGAGCAAAGAGAAGCUAUGGAACUUAAGAGGCGACUAGAUGAGAAAACAAAAAGGACCGCUACCUUGAAACCCACAGAUCCGAUUAAAGUCUCUGUGAAGCAUAGGGAGAAGUUUGAACGGCUUUUAGAACUGUGGGAAUGUGAUCUUGGAUCGAUAACAGAAAUAAAUGAUAAAUAUGGCGUAUGUUUCAAAGAAGAGUUCGCAAUAGGCAGGGGCAGUUAUGGCACAGAGGUGUAUAUUUGCUUGGGCUCUGACGGAGUAGAACGAGCAAUAAAACGUUUGCCAAAACAUCUGUGUAAGAAAUUUUUGAAGAAUGAACGAGAUAUCUUGAAUUCUCCGAAUGCAGUUGAGUCGCCACGAAUUGUAAAUUAUUGUUUCUAUGAUACUUCCAACGAUGAUUUCGGUUAUUUGAUUCUGAGCUUAUACGAACAGAAUCUUGAAGAAUUUAUCAAGGAGGAAGGCGAAAGGAUGACAAACUCGCGUGCUAGAAAGAUGAUACAUCAAGUGUUAGAAGGGUUGAAAGCAUUACACGCUAGAGAGCCAAGAAUUCUGCACAGAGAUUUGAAGCCAACUAAUAUACUUGUUGAUGUGUAUGGUAAUUUACUGCUGUCUGAUUUUGGUAUUGGACGCUUUUUCCCAAAACAAGGUAUUUUCACAAGAUAUAUAUUUAAUAUAUAUAUUAAAUAUGUUCAUCGUAAAUGUAAAGUAUGA
Molecule: messenger RNA, 906 nt
Organism: Paramuricea clavata
Lineage: Eukaryota; Metazoa; Cnidaria; Anthozoa; Malacalcyonacea; Plexauridae
Source: the annotation of a GenBank genome assembly